CCUGCCGGGCGGGCCCUGCCCCACCACGGACCCCGGAAACUGGCUCAUAGAUGUCCAUGAGGAGUCCUGUCUCUCCACACCUGGCACUCGAUGGCAUGGGCACUAUGGUGAACUGCACCAUCAAGACGGAGGAGAAGAAGGAGACCCGCCCAGAGGCUCUUCUGGUGCCCACCCCUGGCACGGAGCCCCAUCCCGGAGACCCUCCCCGAGCUCCCCGAGAUGGCAACGAGCCCCGAGCCUCAGCACAGGAGUGCAGGUCCCCCGGGAGCGAUGGGCCUCCAGAACCCAGGAGACCGGCCCCGGAGCUGGCCACUGGGAGUCAGGAGAAGCUGGACUUCAACAGGAAUUUGAAAGACGUUAUGCCAACCAUUGAGAAGCUUCUCUCUAGUGACUGGAAGGAGAGACUGCUGGGAAGGAACACUUUGGAAACCAAAGAGGUCAAAGGAACCCAGGAGAGCCUGGCGGAGAAGGAACUUCAACUCCUGGUCAUGAUCCACCAGCUGUCCACCCUGCGGGACCAGCUGCUGACAGCCCACUCGGAGCAGAAGAACAUGGCGGCCAUGCUGUUUGAGAAGCAGCAGCAGCAGAUGGAAUUGGCCAGGCAGCAGCAAGAGCAGAUCGCUAAGCAACAGCAGCAACUCAUCCAGCAACAGCACAAGAUAAACCUUCUUCAGCAGCAGAUCCAGCAGGUCAACAUGCCGUACGUCAUGAUUCCUGCCUUCCCGCCGAGCCACCAGCCCCUGCCCGUCACCCCCGAGUCCCAGCUGGCACUGCCCAUCCAACCCAUCCCAUGCAAGCCAGUGGAGUAUCCACUCCAGCUUCUGCACAGCCCUCCGGCCCCUUCGGUGAAGAGGACUUCUGGAGCCGUCUCAGCCCACCACUCCCUGCAGGAGCCCUCUCAGCCGCUCAACCUGACAGCGAAGCCCAAAGUUCCCGAGCUGCCCAACACUUCCAGCUCCCCAAGCCUGAAGCUGAGUGGCUGCGGCCCCCUCCCUUCCAGCCAUGGGGGUCCUACCCGGGACCUGCAGUCCAGCCCGCCCAGUCUGCCCCUGGGGUUCCUGGGGGAGGGAGAUGCCAUCACCAAGGCCAUCCAGGAUGCCCGCCAGCUGCUGCAUGGACACAGUGGAGCCAUGGAGAGUGCCCCCAGCCACCCGUACAGGAAGGACCUCCUUAGUCUGGACUCGUCUCCGCUCAAGGACCGACUGGAGGAGAACUGUGGGGCUCCGCUGGAUGAGGCCAUGCUGAGCUGUGACAUGGACGGCUCCCGCCACUUCCCCGAGUCCAGGAACAACAACCACAUCAAGCGGCCCAUGAAUGCCUUCAUGGUGUGGGCCAAGGAUGAGAGGAGGAAAAUCCUCCAGGCCUUCCCAGACAUGCACAACUCCAGCAUCAGCAAGAUCCUGGGCUCCCGCUGGAAGUCCAUGACCAACCAGGAGAAGCAGCCGUACUACGAGGAGCAGGCGCGGCUGAGCCGGCAGCACCUGGAGAAAUAUCCCGACUACAAGUACAAGCCGCGGCCCAAGCGUACCUGCAUCGUGGAGGGCAAGCGGCUCCGGGUGGGCGAGUACAAGGCCCUGAUGAGGAACCGGCGCCAGGACGCCCGCCAGAGCUACCUGAUCACCCCACCCGGAGGCCCGAUGCCCCUCAGCUCUCCGGACGUCCUGUACCCGCGGGCGGCGGGCGUGCCCCUGGCCCAGCCCCUGCUGGACCCCUAUUUGCCUCGGGGCCUGGACCCGAGCAUGCCCGUCAUCGUCAACACCCGCAGCCUCAAGGAGGAGGGGGACGGGCCGGAGGAUGGGCACUCCGUGGCCGAAGGAGAGAUGUAUCGGUACAGCGAGGACUCGGACUCGGAGGGUGAAGACAAGAGCGAUGGGGAGUUGGUGGUCCUCACGGACUGAGCCCAGACGUGCGGGUACUGGGGGGCCCUGUCUCGGCCGGCCCCGCCCCGGGCAUUGCCAGGGAGCCGGGGCGGAGUUGGGCAGGGACGUGCUUGGUCCCUGGCACCGGGGCGGGGGGCCCUGCGGGUUGCCGGGCACGAGAGCACUUCCCUGACGGGUGUCCUGGGGCCGGGGGGAGCUGUGCAUAUGUACAUACGUGUGCUGGGGAGGGGACACCGGACGGCGGACACUGCGCCCAGGAGAAAGGGAGACUAACCUGGCCCGGAGCAGUGUCACCGAGGACUUAGUUUCUCUAGUGGCGGGGGGAUGUCGGGGACAGAGUGGGGGUCUGGGAGUGUAGGUCGUGACUGGGAAAGAAAAGAAGGAGGAGCCUCCCCGACAGGCCUGGAAACUUAAAAUGCCAGCUGAGCCUGACACGACCCUCCUGUGCCCACCAACAGAAAGCCAUUGUGUGGUCACCCCUCGGGGCCCUUUCUCCCCUGUUUGGGCCAGAGCAGCUGGGGCCACUCAGACCCCCCUCCCCGCCCCUGCCCCUCCAGGAACUGCUUAUUUUGUGUGUUGAUUUUCUUCCUCCCCCUCACCUCCAGCCCUGUGCCCAGGGAGAAUCUUGGGCUCCAUUCAUUCCCUGUGCCAGCCAGUACCAGGGAUUCUCCCCGUCCUGGGACCACCCCCCUUCCUCCCCCCCACCUCCUUCCUCCUCUUCUUCUCCCCCUUUGCUGGGAUUCUUUCCUUUCGGGGCCUUGUCCUCUUGGGUUUUUCGAGCCUCUGCCAGGGCUGUAUGAGGGGGUCUGUCUCUGUCUCUCGCUAGGUCCUCUAAGAACCUCUUGUCUUCUUCCAGGCAGGCUAUGUGUGUAUCUGUGUAUGCA
Tachyglossus aculeatus (Australian echidna) is the source of this 2764-nucleotide messenger RNA. RefSeq names its product SRY-box transcription factor 13 (gene SOX13). Lineage: Eukaryota; Metazoa; Chordata; Mammalia; Monotremata; Tachyglossidae. Gene Ontology annotation, biological process: cell fate commitment; regulation of transcription by RNA polymerase II. The record is from RefSeq and is a predicted model, not a curated record. Gene Ontology annotation, molecular function: RNA polymerase II cis-regulatory region sequence-specific DNA binding; DNA-binding transcription factor activity, RNA polymerase II-specific. The coding region runs from base 51 to 1898 and encodes 615 amino acids. Gene Ontology annotation, cellular component: nucleus. The transcript is spliced from 14 exons.